Molecule: messenger RNA, 1683 nt
Organism: Klebsormidium nitens
Lineage: Eukaryota; Viridiplantae; Streptophyta; Klebsormidiophyceae; Klebsormidiales; Klebsormidiaceae
Source: the annotation of a GenBank genome assembly
CACCGUGCCACAAGAUCAAAACCAGGCGCUCAGACGGACUUCAUACAUCUGUUCAAGGUGAUUCCGUGCUGAAUUUCUGCUUGGAGGUGGUAGUUUUCCUGGUUUGUGACAGAGCUGUCGUACGCGGGCUGCUUACGGAAGGAAGUUUCGAUCAGCAAGUUUAUCGCAGACUCCUGCUUCUUAUAGUGGUCAUUGCAUUAAGAUAGUCUCUUUUUUAGUGUCUGGCCGGGCAAAGACUAACCAAGUAAGUAGUUCUGUUGCAAGCUAGGAGUUGUUGUUGUGCGGAUCUGCUAGCCUGGUGCGCCCGUUCCUGCCAGCAUGCCUGCCUCCGCCCUGCGUGUGCUUUCCCCGUCAGCGGUGCAGGGGGCAGGCCUCCACUCUCUCUCUGCGGAGGCUGCCCGGUCGCCGUCUGUUGCGGCACAGGUGCCUUGGCCCCUCCUCAGUGGGCCGGCAGACUGUGCGUGUGGCCGCCGAGAUGCUAGCAGCGGGGGGACCAUAGCGGCUGGGGAGAGGGGCAGGGCAACGGCGCGGGGCCGCGGAAGGCGGGCGGCCAGGGUGGCAGCGGUGCUGGCGGACCCGCCGCAGACGAGCCCUGCGCCCAAGCCCCUGCCGGCGGUGCCUCUGAGCAAUGCGGAUCGGCGGGGCGGGGGCAACACGGCGGAGCUGGGGCUGACAGACUCGUACCAGGGGGGGCUGGCCAGCACGUGGGAGCACCGCGCGUGGGUGGCGGCAGGGAGCACAGCGCUGCUAGCGGCACUGGCCAAGGGCCUCUCAGCCGUUCAUGGGGCGGAUGACGCGGCGUUGGCGGCGGCGGCCCUGGUGGCGGGGUACCUGCUGGCGGACCUGGGCACGGGGGUGUACCACUGGGGGGUGGACAACUACGGGGAUGCCACCACGCCCAUCUUUGGCUCGCAGAUCGAUGCAUUCCAAGGCCACCAUCGGCGGCCCUGGACCAUCACCCAGCGCCAGUUUGCCAACAACCUGUACGCACUGUGCCGCCCCGCAGCGUUCUUUGUUGCCCCCUUUCUGCUCCUCCCCAGCAGUGCCCCCGGCCACUGCUUCCUCGCUGUCUUCAUGACCGGGGUUGUCUUCAGCCAGCAGUUCCAUGCGUGGGCGCACAUGAAGAAGGGCCAGCUGCCGGGAGUGGUGCUGGCGCUGCAGGAUGCAGGUGUGUUGGUGUCAAGAAAAGCACAUGGGGCGCACCAUCGGCCACCUUUCGAGGGCAACUACAGCAUUGUUAGUGGCAUCUGGAAUAAGGCCCUAGACGGAUCGGGUGUGUUCAAGAAGGCGGAGCGUUUUAUCUUCGACAAGACGGGGGUAGCGCCUCGCAAUUGGACGGAAAUUGGGGAGGAGUUCGAGGAUCUGAAAUACUAUGAGUUUUCUAGCUCCGACUCCGAGUAGCUCUCUCAGGAUGUUGGAAAGCGUUAUUAUUGUUCCAAUUGAGCAGCACCAUUGCUCGCACAGCGGUAAGUCAAGCUUACUGCUUGGCCAGGUGAUUGAAGGAUUUAAAGAGAUCAUUGUUGCCUCUAUUUAGAAGGUGAUUCUUUGAGUAUACAGUCACACUUACCAAGUCAUGAGCAUUACGACGAGGCCUCGUUACUUUUCGUCAAUUGACAUGCACAUCCGUACAAGAAUUCUACUCGCAAGCUUGCUUGCGCUUGUUGCUCUUUUGCCUAUUCAACA